Molecule: messenger RNA, 1588 nt
Organism: Orcinus orca (killer whale)
Lineage: Eukaryota; Metazoa; Chordata; Mammalia; Artiodactyla; Delphinidae
Gene: CD177
Product: CD177 molecule
Exons: 8
Biological process (GO): leukocyte cell-cell adhesion; cell-cell junction maintenance; positive regulation of neutrophil degranulation
Cellular component (GO): plasma membrane; plasma membrane raft
Source: RefSeq, a predicted model, not a curated record
CUUCCCAUUUCAGGAGUGCAGGCCCUGACCUGCUACUGGGCGACACUGAUGUCUGUGAAGAAUGCAUCGGAACUGCCCCUCCAGUGGACGGCUAGCCAGAAGCACUGUGAGGAAGGCUGGAGCUGCCAGGAGGUUCUGAUGCUGAUGGAGAACGGACCCUACGUGUACAUGGUGCUCAUCAAGGGCUGCACCCAGGCAGCCGAUCACGAGGACCUCAUCACCAAGCACAGGGCAGGCCCCGGCCUGUCCAUCGCCUCCUACACCCGGGUGUGCCGGGAGGACUUGUGCAACCACCUGUUCACCAGCCUCCCUCUCUGGGCCCCGCACCCACCCACAGCCCUGGGGUCUGUGCGGUGUCCAGUCUGCUUGUCUGCCCAAAGCUGCCGGUCUGCAGCAGAGCUGACCUGCCCCGCCGAGAGCACGCACUGCUACAGUGGGCACCUUCUGCUCCAUGCUGGUGAGCCGGACCGAGAUCUGAGUCUCUGGGGAGGAAAGGGAGCUGAGGUCUGGGACCCGGAGGGGAACCGCUCCACCCAUCUGAGAGUCCAGGGGUGCAUGUCCCAAGCAGGCUGCAACCUGCUUAAUGGGACUCAGGAAAUCGGGCCCAUCAGUCUGCAGGAGACCUGUGAUUCUGAAGCUAUGCUGACCUGUUAUCGGGGGAACAUGCUUCGGAUUUCUCAAGCCCUGGCUCAGAAACCCGUCACGUGGUCCACGAAUACGAAGCAGCUGUGUAAUCGUGGGGAGGUGUGUCAGGAGACGCUUCUGCUCAUAGAUGUAGGACUCAGAUCGCUCCUGGUGGGGAGCAAAGGCUGCAGCAAGGCCAGGACACAGGAUUCCCAGGCUAUCUCCAUACACUCGGGGCCGCCCGGAGUGCUCGUCGCCUCCUUUGCCCGGUUCUGCACUUCCGACAGGUGCAACUCGGCUGCCAGCAGCAGUGUCCUGUUGAACUCCCUCCCUCGUCCAGCUGCCCCUGCCCCAGGAGACCUGCAAUGUCCCACCUGUCUGUCCUUUGGAUCCUGCACACAAAACUCUGACACUGUGACGUGUCCUAAGGGCACCAGUCAUUGUUACCAGGGUCACAUUGCUCUCAGGGGAGGUGGGCUGAGCUCCCCAGUGGACAUCCAGGGCUGCAUGGCCCAACCUUCCAGCUCCUUAUUGAACGGUACCCAGAAUAUUGGGGUCUUUUCUGUGAUUGAGGACCGUGAUGAGGCUAUGGUGCCAGAUGGAGCUGCCCCUACCCUAGUGCCAGAUGGAGCUGCCCCUGCCCCCUACCUGGCUUGGGUGGCAGGGCUGGGACUAUCCCUAGCCCUUUGGUGUGGGGCGCCCUCCCUGCUGACCCCAUUUCCCCAUGAUUCUUAGCCCUUGCUGACCCCCUAGCCCAAACCCUCCCUCUGACCUCAUAACUAAACAGCCUUGGACACUGAAUUAUUUCCCAAUCCUCUACACGAGUUAGCACCCACACCCACCCCACGUACUGUAUGACCUGAUGACAGGGCCUCGGAGCAGCUGAACUUGCCCUGCGGGAGGGUGGACAUUCAAGCAGUGGCCCCGUGUGUGUGAAAAUAAAGACACUGUCCUUUCCCCCAAA